Saccharomyces eubayanus is the source of this 756-nucleotide messenger RNA. RefSeq names its product Vpr1p (gene VPR1). Lineage: Eukaryota; Fungi; Ascomycota; Saccharomycetes; Saccharomycetales; Saccharomycetaceae. The record is from RefSeq and is a predicted model, not a curated record. The transcript has a single exon. Bases 1 to 756 code for a protein of 251 amino acids.
AUGAAACCGAUAAUACAAGAAAACAAGUGCGUAGAGAGAAACCGCCACCGUAAGCAGAUGAGCCAUAAAAGAAGAGGUCUAGUGAUAUACCAGGACCAGAAACAGCCGCAGCACUCCUCCGGCCAGUCCAUAAGUUCUCUAGCCUGGUCCGCGACACAACGGCAACAGCAACAGCACCACCACCACCCUUUGAAACAGCAAGGUACCAACAGUUUCACAAAAAUAUUGUCGAAAUCGUAUUUACAACAGGAUGUCCAGCAGGACAACAGUCACCUCCCCAUCUCAUCGCUAGUUCUGAAGCAGCAGCAGCAGCAGCGCAAAAAUACGCCAUCACAGAGCUCAGGACCUCCGUUGCCAAAGCUAGUUCAAGACUCACAGUGGACUAGCUCCACAACUCAUCGGCCCUCAUGGAAGCAAGAGAAGCAACCAAAAUUGUUCUACCAUACAGACUCCAGACUCGUUUCGCAACUACAUAGCUCCGUAAAGGACCUGGACACCAUUAUCCAAACGCAUAAGCCAAGGUUUGACACAAUUAUUCACGACCUAUCUCAUACCAUAAUAUUGUCCUCGAACGAGCUGCUCAUAAAGCUCCCGACGAAAGACGCAAUAAUACUGCACAGCAGAACACCCAUAAUAAAUGCGGAAUGGCUGCGGAAUAAACUCAGUAACGCUGGCGCCUCACUAGUGAUCGAUUCAAAAUCCUUUUUGAUCCUGUGUAACAAUAUAAAAUGGUACCUGCACUGGAAGUUUAUAUGA